UUCUACUACAUCUACCAUUAUUCCCCAUCGCAAUGGCGUUCCCCCCCACCUCCACAAUACCCUCACGCACAUUCCGGAAGCAACAAUGCCUCCCUUAUCCACCAUAACGCCUCUCCCCACCCGUUGCCCUCUAAACUACCCUACCCCCCCACCCCACCACGUCGGCACACCACCAACAUCCUUUGUCAACCCCUGGCCCUCCUACAACCACACAAAUGUAUCCCAGGUCAUUAAAACACGGUGGUUCAGUCCGAAAAACUACGCUCCCGUGCCCCAGGACAGGGUCGGCCUUCCCGCGAUCCGGACACUGAAUUUCGGGGAAGAAUCUGCAGAGAAUGGGUUGAAAGCGACAUGGAUCGGCCAUGCGAGCUUCCUCGUCGAGGCCACAAAAGCUGAAGGGAAGGAAAGGGGGAUGAGGAUAUUACUGGACCCUGUAUGGAGCGAGAGAGUCGGGCCGUAUGGUAUGAUCGGCCCAAUACGAUUUACGCCUCCGCCGUGUACGGUUGAUGAGCUACCCAAUGUUGAUGCUGUGUGUAUCAGUCAUGACCAUUAUGAUCAUCUUGAUUCGGAUACAUUGAAGAAGUUGAAUGCGAAGCAGAAGGGGGAUUUGAGUUUUUUUUGUGGGUUGGGGGUUAAAGCUGUGCUGUUGGGUUUGGAAAUAGGGAUAAAAGAUGAGCAGGUUGUGGAAUUGGAUUGGUGGGAUGGAGUUAAGGUUGAAAAAGAAGGCCUAGAAAGUGUGGAACUUGUGUGUACUCCUGCGCAACAUCGGUCGGGGAGAGCGCCGUGGAAUUUCCAGAGGACGCUCUGGUGUAGUUGGGUUGUGAAGGAGACUCUCACGCCAUCUUCUAGGGCUGGGAAGUCUCUUUUUUUCGCAGGCGAUACAGGCUACUGCCACGUCCCCUCCGACGACCUCCCCUCCCACCACUCCGCGCCCCACCCUCCCUGUCCCGCCUUUAGCGAAAUCGGGACUCUCCAUGGGCCUUUCGAUCUCGCUCUCCUGCCCAUCGGCUGCUACCAACCUCGUGCUUUCAUGUCCGGAGUGCACUCAAGCCCGGAGGACUCAAUUUCUAUACAUAAGAACGUGCGGAGUAAGAAGAGUAUUGGGAUGCACUAUGGGACAUUUAGGGGGAGCUUAAGUGAGCAUUUUGAGCCGGUUACCGAGCCGCCGGAGAGGUGGAAGAGUGCGGCGGAGAAGGAGGGAUUGGUGUGGGGGUCGGAGGUUGGGUUGUGUGAUGUCGGGGAGACGGUCGUGGUUUGAAAAGGAAGGGGAUUGUUUCAUUGGCAUACACAGGUUUGAGAUUUUGUUUUCAAGAAGUGCAACCUCAAUUCAUUGCUGUUAACCCCGGAGCUCGCUACCUUAGCACCGCCUCAUUCACAGACACCUCGCUAAGCAGGGUAUCCCUGCAAGUCCAAGGCAACGUCAGGCAACACUGCGCCACAUCUGCAAGCUAAUUCCACACCGCGUUCAGCU
This is a messenger RNA of Lindgomyces ingoldianus, 1471 nucleotides long. RefSeq names its product N-acyl-phosphatidylethanolamine-hydrolyzing phospholipase D. Lineage: Eukaryota; Fungi; Ascomycota; Dothideomycetes; Pleosporales; Lindgomycetaceae. Gene Ontology annotation, cellular component: membrane-bounded organelle; cytoplasm. The transcript has 2 exons. Gene Ontology annotation, biological process: N-acylethanolamine metabolic process; N-acylphosphatidylethanolamine metabolic process. Bases 86 to 1258 code for a protein of 390 amino acids. Gene Ontology annotation, molecular function: N-acylphosphatidylethanolamine-specific phospholipase D activity. The record is from RefSeq and is a predicted model, not a curated record.